ACACGUAUCGCGAAUCUUCAACCUAUUGCAUCACGCGUUCGAUUUCUCCUCCCUCCCUUUCCCCGAUCGGACUCUAGCUCGCGCUCGACUCGCCCGAACCAAUUCGAUCGCCGACCUUGGCCGCUGGGAUCUCCUCUCCUCCCCGUCGAACUCGGGCGACCACGCGUCGCCUCUCCCGCAGAUGGGUUGCUCCUCCUCUCUUCCAGACAGAAAUGCUGGAAGUUUGGGUGGUUUGAAUGCUGAAAAUUCAAUGGCCACAGACCCAAAAAACUUGCGUGUCAAGUUGGUAUUGUUAGGUGAUUCUGGUGUUGGUAAAAGCUGCAUAGUUCUCCGCUUUGUCCGUGGUCAAUUUGACCCUACUUCAAAGGUAACUGUUGGCGCAUCCUUCUUAUCUCAAACAUUAGCCUUGCAAAAUUCCACGACGGUUAAGUUUGAAAUAUGGGAUACAGCUGGACAAGAGAGGUACGCCUCACUGGCUCCUCUUUACUACCGAGGAGCUGCUGUUGCAGUUGUAGUGUACGAUAUAACAAGUGAAGAAACAUUCAGAAAAGCACAAUAUUGGGUGAAGGAACUUCAGAAGCACGCGACUCCUGGUAUUGUCAUGGCAUUGGUUGGUAACAAGGCUGACUUGCAAGAAAAUAGGGUUGUCUCAUCUCAGGAUGCCAUGGAGUAUGCAGAGAGAAAUGGCAUGUUCUUCAUGGAGACUUCGGCAAAGACAGAUAACAAUAUCAAUGAACUAUUUGAGGAUGUCCAAGUCAGUACAGCUCAACACAAUCAUACACCUCCAACUCCAAGUGCACUACAUUCCUAUUUAAAGUUCGUCCACCAGAGUUCAAUAAUACACACAUCAAUAUGCUAUCAUUCACAUUAUUGUUUGGCUGACCCAUCAAAAUAUAGAAUAACGAAGCCAAAAUUUAGCCCUCGGGGCUUAGUGCGACAGACAGAUGAGUUUUACCAACAAUGAGAGUUAAACUCUUAUGCAGUGCAAAUAAACACAUGCGAUACUUGAAUCACUUAUGGUGGUAGGUUGUUCUUUGUGAUCCACAUGUAACGGUAGAUGGAAAACUUUUGUGAGACUAAGUGAAUCAUGAAUGAAGGGUAGAAAUAUUUAGGAUAGAAAUAUCUAAGCACCAUGUAAAAGCAACUUAAAUACAAAAUUUAGAGACUAAAAAGUAAAAUAAUAAUAAUAAUAAUAAUAAUAAUGAACUUUCCUAUGUUAAUGGCUUUAAAAUUAAAUAAUAUGAGUUUAGAGGGU
Molecule: messenger RNA, 1255 nt
Organism: Zingiber officinale
Lineage: Eukaryota; Viridiplantae; Streptophyta; Magnoliopsida; Zingiberales; Zingiberaceae
Product: ras-related protein RABF1-like
Exons: 8
Coding region: 182-964 (260 amino acids)
Molecular function (GO): GTP binding; GTPase activity
Source: RefSeq, a predicted model, not a curated record